Molecule: messenger RNA, 1738 nt
Organism: Rhododendron vialii
Lineage: Eukaryota; Viridiplantae; Streptophyta; Magnoliopsida; Ericales; Ericaceae
Product: 3-hydroxyisobutyryl-CoA hydrolase-like protein 3, mitochondrial
Exons: 11
Coding region: 39-1373 (444 amino acids)
Biological process (GO): L-valine catabolic process
Cellular component (GO): cytosol
Molecular function (GO): 3-hydroxyisobutyryl-CoA hydrolase activity
Source: RefSeq, a predicted model, not a curated record
UUUCUCUCUCCUCUUUCUCUAUCUAAAAAGAAAAAGACAUGCGAAGUCUGUUUGGUGCUUCUUCUCAGCUCCUGAGCCGAUCCUUCACUCACUACUUCUUCCCCAACACUAGUCGGAGUCACUCUCUCUCUAAGCAUCGUCACCAUUUCUGCAAUUUCUCUCUCCAAAACACCUCCCGAUCUCUUCGAACAUUCGCGAUCAUGGCCGCCACUGAGGAGCUCGUCAAGGGCAGUGUCCUCCCCAACGGCGUCGCUCUCAUCACUCUCGACCGCCCCAAAGCCCUCAACGCCAUGAACCUAGACAUGGAUAUCAAGUACAAAAGUUUUCUUGACGAGUGGGAAGUGGAUCCUAACGUGAAAUGUGUUCUAGUUGAGAGCAGUUCACCUCGUGCCUUUUCAGCAGGAAUGGAUAUUAAGGGAGUUGUUGCUGAAAUUCAAAAGGAAAAAAGUGGUGAUGUGAAGCAGAUCACGACCAAAAACCAACUGUCAGAUAUGAUUGAGGUAUUUACUGCAGAAUAUUCUCUAAUAUGUAAAAUUCACGAAUACCAAAAGCCUUAUAUAUGCUUCAUGGAUGGUAUAACAAUGGGCUUUGGAAUUGGCCUAUCUGGUCAUGGUCGCUACCGGCUCAUUACUGAGAGGACGAUGCUUGCUAUGCCAGAAAAUGGGAUUGGCCUAUUCCCAGAUGUGGGAUUUGCUUAUAUAGCAGCACAAACUCCCGGAGAAGGAUCAGUUGGUGCGUAUCUUGGAAUGACUGGAAAAAGGAUUUCUACACCUGCUGAUGCACUAUACGUAGGUCUUGGAACACAUUACAUACCAUCUGGGAACUUGGGUUCAUUGAAGGAGGCGCUCUUGGCAACCACCUUUUCUGACGAUCCAAAUGAGGACAUCAGUGCACUAUUGGCAAAAUACAGCAGUAACCCCGAGUCUGAGCCCCAGCUGAAGUUGCUUUUACCUCUUAUAGCUUCAUCCUUUGGUGGAAACAAAUCUGUUAAUGAAACAAUACAAGAGCUGAAAAAACACCAGCUGAGCACUGAUGCCACAGUGACAGAGUGGGCCAAGGAGGCCCUUACAGGGCUUGGAAAAGGUGCCCCCUUUUCUCUCAGCUUGACAAAAGAACAUUUCUAUAGAGUGGCAUCCGCACGCGCAAAUAAUGACAAUGCUUUAUCCAGUUUAAGUGGCGUAAUGAAAACUGAAUAUCGAAUUGCUUUAAGGUCCUCCCUCCGAAAUGAUUUUGCUGAAGGUGUUCGUGCAGUCUUGGUGGACAAGGAUCAGAACCCUAAGUGGAACCCCCCAAGUCUCGAGGAUGUUAACCCAAGAGAGGUGGAAGCGCUCUUCGAACCACUGGCCCCCCAAGUUGAGGAACUGAAAGUUUGAACUGCAUGCAUCUUGUCAUAAUGUCUUUAUUUUCGGGCUCAAAUUUGUUUCUCAUAGUUAGAAAUAUGUUUGACGUAAAAUAAGCCAAUUUGACAUGAUCAUAUGCAAUUGGUCUCCUGGAAGGUUUUAAACCUCCUUAAUAUCUACUCCAUCUAUUCAAAGGGUAGAGUCGCUGAGCUAUUAGGGUUAGGUAUUCCUAUGAGGGUGGCCUGUCACAGGCCUUACCCUACCCGAAAAGUAAGGGACCAGAAACAGGUGGUGCACCCAUUAUCGCAAGUGUGUUGUAAUGAGAGUUUUUCACAUGCAAACCAAGUGGCUGUGUAGACCAUAUUUCGAGAACUAGUGAAAUCACUUAUUUUGAUUUA